AGUUUGUAGCUGCAGUCACACAAUUCCUGAUUAUACAUCCCAGGAAAAUCCUGAAAUUCCUCACUGAAGCCCACAACACAACAGAUGGGCGAUUUGAGGUAUUUCUCCGUUUUGUUGCUGGGCUCUCCAACCCAAUGACGGCUCGGGGCCUGGAGGAGUUUCUGGGUCCAUUUCCUCAUGAAACAACCUGCCGGGUGAUUGACUGGGUGAAGGAGGAAGUUAAACGCCAGAGUGGAAACACAAAGAGUGAAGCUGGUAAAAGGAGCCUCCUGAACACAUUGCACUACCUGUAUGAGUCUCAGAAUCGUCGUCUGGCUCAAGACGCACUGGGAUCAGUGGAAACACUUUCAUUCCGUGGAAUGACACUGACCCCGAUUGACUGUGCGGUCCUGUCUCAUGUCAUCGGAUUCUGUGAUACAAUAAAACACCUCGACCUGCAGUAUUGCCACAUUCAGUGUGAAGGAAUCCAACGGCUGGGACCCGGGCUGCACAAGUGCCAGGAGUUGAGCCUUGGGUGGAAUGACCUGGGAGAUUCAGGAGUGAAACUGGUGUCUGAGGCUCUGAGGAACCCGGAGUGUAAAAUACAGAAACUGGGACAAAGGGAUGUCGAUCUCACAGAUUCUGGUGCGGAGGAUCUCGCCUCCACUCUCAGUACCAGCCCAUUACUGACGUCGCUCUACCUGGGUGAAAACUCGCUGACAGACCUAUCUGUCCCCGCUCUCCGCCGCCUCAUACUGACCCUCCCGAGCCUGGAGCGUAUCUGGUUGUGGGGGAAUCGGUUCAGUGAGACCGGAGAGGAGGAACUGAGCUCACUGCAGGGUGUCAGACCUGGACUGACAGUGAUUCUGGGCGAGUGAUCCUGUGCACAUCCCCGCUCGUGGGAGGGGUACAUUACGGCCGAUUCCCCGCCCUCCCCUUUAACUCCCGACCUUACCUUUAAUGGCCGCGUACUAGUUUAUUCCCAACGGUUCUAACGUAACCGGCUCCAGACGUGUUCGGUGACAUCGGAGCGGUCCCGCAGUGACAUAUUUCCGCCUGUAGGCAGGAGGCGCAGCUUCCGCCAGAUGUGCAGUUCCAGUUCCACCCCACCCCCCACGUGACACCCCUGAGAAUUACCCAGACAGGAAGAGCCCGGUGUCUGGGGCUCAGUCUGGGACACCGGUGUCCCGGGGUGGUACGGGGAUUAUCCUGGGAGAGAAUCUUCUUGCUCCCUUUGCUGAGGGCGGUGCAUUCGGCAGCCUGGCCGAUAUAAUGAUGUUAAAUGGACAAAUCCCUCGGCAGUGACCCUGGAACUGCAGCGAUAUCGGACACGGCCCUGAAGUGAGUUUAUAAUCAUCGGUUCCCCGAUGCAGAGUGACGGUGAGAAACGGGACUGAUUAUUCAACCUUUCACCCGUUGUCGCCGGUCGGUUAAUUAUUUGUGACUGUGAGUGAGUCGGGAGCACGUCAACAGUUCACACAUUGUUUAAUUUACAUUUGCCAUGAUGAAAUCAAUAAA
Messenger RNA from Hypanus sabinus (Atlantic stingray), 1497 nucleotides. RefSeq names its product NACHT, LRR and PYD domains-containing protein 12-like. Gene Ontology annotation, molecular function: protein binding. The transcript has 4 exons. NCBI's taxonomy places the organism in Eukaryota, Metazoa, Chordata, Chondrichthyes, Myliobatiformes, Dasyatidae. The coding region runs from base 135 to 857 and encodes 240 amino acids. The record is from RefSeq and is a predicted model, not a curated record. Gene Ontology annotation, cellular component: cytoplasm.